This is a messenger RNA of Monoraphidium neglectum, 891 nucleotides long. RefSeq names its product DNA topoisomerase III. Gene Ontology annotation, biological process: DNA topological change. The transcript has 10 exons. NCBI's taxonomy places the organism in Eukaryota, Viridiplantae, Chlorophyta, Chlorophyceae, Sphaeropleales, Selenastraceae. The coding region runs from base 1 to 891 and encodes 296 amino acids. Gene Ontology annotation, cellular component: nucleus. The record is from RefSeq and is a predicted model, not a curated record. Gene Ontology annotation, molecular function: DNA binding; DNA topoisomerase type I (single strand cut, ATP-independent) activity.
AUGAAGCUGGCGGAGGAGCUGUACCAGGCAGGGUUUGUGUCAUACCCCAGGACCGAGACCGACGCCUUUGACCCAGGGAUGGACCUGAUGUCGAUAGUGCAGGAGCACAGCAACGACGCGCGCUGGGGGGCGCACGCGGCCGCUAUCGCCGCAGGGCAAAUGUGGAAGCCGCCAAGGCCGGGCGGCCACGAUGACAAGGCGCACCCGCCCAUCCACCCGACGCGGCACACCACGGGGGAGGUUGGCUGGUCGCACGAGAAGUGCCAGGUGUACGAGCUGAUUGUGCGGCACUUCCUGGCCUGCUGCUCCAAGGACGCCGUUGGGCAGGAGACGGUGGUGGAGAUAGACAUCGCAGGGGAGGGAUUCAGGACGACAGGCCUUAUGGUGACCGAGCGCAACUGGCUGGACGUGUACCCCUACCAGUCGUGGGGGGGCAACGCCAACCUGCCACCCCUGGCGGAGGGGGAGCAGUUUGUGCCCACAGAGCUGCUGCUGAAGGAGGGCGCCACCCAGCCGCCCGCGCGCCUGAGCGAGCGCGACCUCAUCGCGGCGAUGGAGCGCCACGGCAUCGGGACGGACGCCACGGUCGCGGAGCACAUAUCGAAGCAGCUGGACAGGGGCUAUGCCUCCAAGGAUGCGGCGAUGACGUUCUGGCCCACCCCCCUGGGGGAGGGCCUCAUCAGCGCAUACAGGCGGAUGGGUCUGGACAACCUCUGGAAGCCGGACCUGCGGGGGCGCAUUGAGCAGGGCAUCGCGCGCGUGGCUGCGGGGCAGAUGAGCAAAGACCAGGUGCAACAAGGGGCCGCUCUGCUGCUGCUGCUGUAUGUGGGACGGGCAGGAGCAGGAUCGCAGGUGUCAGCCGAUCAUUGUGAGCGCCCUGCCACCGCCUAG